Molecule: messenger RNA, 3606 nt
Organism: Salvia splendens (bonfire salvia)
Lineage: Eukaryota; Viridiplantae; Streptophyta; Magnoliopsida; Lamiales; Lamiaceae
Exons: 6
Biological process (GO): DNA integration
Molecular function (GO): nucleic acid binding; zinc ion binding
Source: RefSeq, a predicted model, not a curated record
AUGGGGGAUCCGCAACCGGGUGCGAGCACGAGUCUUAGUGUGGCGGGGGAUGAGUUGAAAAACUUGAUGGAAAAAAUUAUGACGGAUUUGAGGGAUCUAAAAGAAGGCCAAACCACAAUGCAUGUCACUCAAGAUGCUAUGUUCGGGGAUUUGAAGGAACUCAAGGAGAACCAAGCAUCCAUCCAUGAAAACCAAACUUUUCUCCACGACGAGCUCAACGCUUUGAAGGCCUUGCGACUAUCAAGGUCAAAUACCCCUAGGAGCAAUCACACACAUCAUGAUGCCUCCGAGGGGAGUAAUGGAGAGGAAGAGCCAUAUGGUUGGUACGAUCAUGGGGGGCGUGGGGGACAAGGAGGAGGACGGAAUGGGAAUAGGAAUGGUAGGUUCGGGAACAUGAUGGGCGGAAGAGGGAAUGGAAACAUGGGGCACCAUGGGUGGAAUGGUAGGCAUAGAAGAUAUAGAAACUAUGAGGAGGAGGAGAUGGAGCCGCGGUAUGAUGAUCCCACCAAGUCUAUCAAGCACACAUUUCCCGAGUUCCACGGCAAGUUUGAUCCCGAGGCCUACUUGGAAUGGGAGUCACAAAUGAGCAAAAUUUUCUCACUCCAUAACUUUUCGGAAGGUGAUAAGGUGAAGGUGGCAAUAGCCGAGUUUCGUGGCAAUGCGGAUACAUGGUGGAAUGAUACGAUGAGGAGGAGAAGGAUGGUUAGGGGAGGAGAAGUGGGUUCGUGGGCGGAGUUGUGUGAGCUCAUGAGGACUACCUUUGUACCAAAGUCCUAUUUCCUCCGACUUCGAGGGGAGUUUCAAGAUUUGAAGCAAGGGACGAAGAGCGUAAUGGAGUACUACUACGAACUCCUAUCAUUGAUGAGCAAGGUAGGGGUGGAGGAGCGAGAAGAGGCGACUCAAGAUCGAUUUAUCCAUGGCCUUAACAUCAACUUGAAGCACAAGGUGCAAGUGGAGGCAUUGAGGGGAAUUUCCUUGGAUGAGGUGAUUGGGUUUGCCGACACUUUUGAGAGGCAAAGUAAGGAGUUGGUUUCUAGCCGGGCUAAAUGGGCGUCUAGCCAAACCGGAGGGACGGGGACUAGCAAGUGGAGCGCUCCCGGCAAGAAGGUGGAAAACAUGGCCAAUCCAAAUACCCAAGGGAGAUCGAUCGUUAAGGCUUUACCGGGUACUGAACCUAUUAAAGCUAUAGCCCCUAUGGAAGACAAGAAGGUUCAAUGUUUCAAGUGCAAGGGGUAUGGCCAUUAUGCACAUGAGUGCCCAAACCAACGGGUAAUGGUUAUCGGGCAAGAUGGUAGCGUGUAUAGUGAGGAAGAUGAAGAAGAUGGGGAGGGUGUGGAUGAAGAUACACCCUUAAGGGCUAUGGUUGUACUCCGAAUGCUCAAUGUACAACCUAACCUUGAGGAGCAUAAGGAGCAAAGGUGCAACAUCUUUCAUAUGAAGUGUAAGGUGAAGUCCAAGACGUGCUUGGUCAUCAUAGAUGGGGGGAGUUGUACAAAUGUGGUGUGUGACCGGUUGGUGGCCAAGUUGGGAUUGAAGGUACUUAAACACCCAAACCCCUACAAAUUGCAAUGGUUAGGGGAUUCCGGGGAGUUGAAGGUGAAGGCUCAAUGCAAAGUUCCAUUGACGAUUGGGGAAGUUGAGGAAGAAAUCCUAUGUGAUAUCAUUCCUAUGACGGCAUGUCAUGUUUUGCUAGGGAGACCAUGGGAGUUUGAUAGAAGGGAAUUUGAAGAUGUAUUCCCGGAGGAACUUCCGAGUGAACUCCCUCCCAUGAGGGGGAUCGAGCAUCAAAUUGACUUUUUGCCGGGAUCAUCACUCCCAAACCGGGCCGCAUACAAGGCGAACCCCAAGGAGACACAAGAGCUACAAAGGCAAGUCGAGGAACUUCUUGCCAAAGGUCUAAUUCGUGAAUCUCUAUCUCCUUGUGCCGUACCCGUCAUUCUUGUACCUAAGAAGGACGGAAGUUGGAGGAUGUUUGUGUUUCUUGGUUUUGUUGUGGGAAAGGAAGGAGUGCGGGUAGAUGAGGAAAAGGUGAAAGCCAUUAGGGAAUGGCCAACACCUAGGAAUGUGAGUGAGGUUAGGUCUUUUCAUGGCCUUGCUAGCUUCUAUAGGAGGUUUGUUAGGGAUUUUUCCACAAAAGCUUCACCCUUGAACUACCUUGUCAAAAAAAAUGUUGAGUUUAAGUGGGGGGAGGAGCAAGAGAGAGCGUUUAGUACUUUGAAAAAUGACCUCACGCAUGCUCCCUUACUAACACUCCCUAAUUUUGAUAAAACUUUUGAACUUGAGUGUGAUGCAAGUGGUGUGGGGAUCGGGGGAGUUCUCAUGCAAGAGGGUAAGCCCAUAGCUUACUUCUCGGAAAAACUAAAUCAAGCCCAAUUGAACUACCCCACAUACGACAAGGAGUUGUAUGCUAUAGUCCGUUGCCUUGAGAAUUGGCAACACUACUUGAUGCACAAGGAGUUUGUGAUACACACGGAUCAUGAGUCUAUUAAGUUCUUAGGAGGGCAACAUAAACUUGAUAAAAGACAUGCUAAAUGGAGUGUUUUCCUAGAGACUUUUCCCUAUGUCAUUAGGUACAAGAAGGGAAAGGACAAUGUGGUUGCCGAUGCUCUUUCUAGGAAACCUUUUGAGACCUUGCAUGAUGGCACUUUACUUGUGAAGAAUAGGUUGUGCAUACCUUCAUGCUCUUUGAGAAAUUUGUUGAUUAAGGAGGCUCACCUAGGGGGCCUAAUGGGUCAUUUUGGGUUGCUUAAAACUUUUGACAUACUAAGUGAGCAUUUCUUUUGGCCUUGCAUGAAGAAGCAUGUUGAAAAGUUUUGUAGUAGUUGCUUAGAGUGUAGGCAAGCCAAGUCUAAAUCUAACAAUUAUGGUCUUUACACCCCUUUGCCUACUCCUACACAUCCUUGGGUAGACUUGUCCAUGGACUUUGUUCUAGGUCUCCCAAUGUCUCAUCGGAAAAAUGAUAGCAUCUUUGUGGUGGUGGAUAGGUUUUCCAAAAUGGCUCACUUCAUUCCAUGUCGGAAGACAAGUGAUGCCAAAUUCGUUGCUAGUUUAUUUUUCAAGGAGGUUGUAAGAAUCCAUGGGGUCCCGAGAACUAUUGUAAGUGAUAGAGACGUCAAAUUUUUGAGUUUCUUUUUUAAAACACUUUGGGGUAGGAUGGGCACCAAACUCCUUUUCUCUACCACCGCACAUCCCCAAACGGAUGGUCAAACGGAAGUUGUAAACCGCUCAUUGGGAACUCUUCUCCGUGCCUUGGUUUUUGAAAAUAAAACUUCUUGGGAAGAAUGUUUGCCUAUAGCCGAAUUUGCUUAUAAUAGGACCAUACAUUCCACCACCCAACAAUCCCCUUUUGAGGUUGUCUAUGGUUUCAAUCCACUCACCCCAUUGGACUUGUCCACGGCCGAUUUGCCUUUGUCUUAUAUGGUUGAUGUAGAUUGGGUGUGGGUACACUUUCGGAAAAUAUGUUUUCCCGACAAAGCAAGAUCCAAGCUUGCCCCGCGAGGGGAUGGCCCAUUUAUGGUCCUAGAGCGUGUGAACGACAAUGCCUACAUCAUUGAUCUUCCCGGGGACGACCCAGAUUUGAGGACAAAUCCUUCUCAAGAGGGAGAG